Drosophila subobscura is the source of this 9341-nucleotide messenger RNA. RefSeq lists its product as uncharacterized. Lineage: Eukaryota; Metazoa; Arthropoda; Insecta; Diptera; Drosophilidae. Gene Ontology annotation, cellular component: plasma membrane; lysosomal membrane. Gene Ontology annotation, molecular function: NAADP-sensitive calcium-release channel activity. The record is from RefSeq and is a predicted model, not a curated record.
UUAAAUCUCACUGGAAAACUCGCGCAUUUAGUUAUUGUACAUUCUCCUGAUCCCCCGUCCCCGCCUGCUUGUUGCGCUUGUGUAGAUACUUCUUUUGCAUGUUGACGACAAGCAAAGGAACGUUUUUACACGCAGAACAACAACGCACGCCCCGCGACCCUCGCGACGCAGCCAGUGCAACACAUUGAGAUGCAAAACUACGGCGUUGGAGCCGCAGCCGCGACAGCAGCAGCAGCUCCAGCCGUCAAACGCCGUACGGACAGCUAUGAGGCUGCACAGCAUCACCCCCAAUCGCCUGAGAGCGAUGAGGACUACGUGAACACCAGGACACUGCAUCGACAGGCCCACCUCCAGUCCACACCAGUGGCCCCCGUUGUACCAAUGCCUGCUGUGCCUAUCGCUGCUGAUGGUGGUCCCAUUUCUGUAGAGGGUCAUGUGGAGCAGCCAGAGUUCUCGGGACCCACCUCGUCCGCCUCCUCCUACCACGAGGAGCGCAUGCGACGUAAGCUGCAGUUUUACUUCAUGAAUCCCAUUGAAAAGUGGCAGGCGAGGCGCAAGUUCCCCUACAAGUUCGUCGUGCAGAUUGUAAAGAUCUUUCUGGUGACGAUGCAGCUGUGCCUUUUUGCCCACUCGCGGUAUAAUCACAUUAACUAUACGGGUGAUAACCGAUUUGCCUUCUCGCAUCUGUUUCUGAGAGGCUGGGACUCAUCGCGUGAGGUGGAGAGCUAUCCGCCUGCGGUCGGUCCCUUUGCCUUGUAUUUGAAAUCGGAAUUCUAUGCCACAGUGCAGUACGCAGUCGACGGCUAUGCCAAUGUGAGCCGAUCGAUUGGACCGUACGACUAUCCCACGCAUAACAAUACGAUGCCCGCGCUCAAGCUUUGCCUACAGAACUAUAGAGAGGGUACCAUAUUUGGGUUCAACGAAUCCUACAUCUUCGAUCCCCAUAUCGAUGAGGUAUGCGAAUCGCUGCCACCGAACGUGACCAGCAUCGGAGUGGAGAACUAUCUUAAGCAGCGCGGAGUGGAGGUCAAUUUCGCAUCUCUGGUUUCGGCACAGCUGACGUUUAAGAUCAAGACUGUGAACUUCAAGGCGAAUGGUGGACCCUUGUCGGCUCCAGACUGCUUUAGAUUCGACAUAGCCAUCCUGUUCAACAAUCGAGACCAUGAUGGCCAGAUGUUGUUGUCACUGGAUGCCGAGGCCACGCGAUUGAAGUGCCAUGGAGCAACGGAUUUCAUUUCGGAGGCGAACUUUGACUCCAUGUUGAGGAGUGUGCUCAAUAUAUUUGUCCUUUUAACCUGCGCCUUAUCCUUUGCCCUGUGCACGCGAGCCCUGUGGAGGGCAUACCUGCUGAGAUGCACGACAGUUAACUUUUUCCGGUCGCAUUUUGGCAAGGAAUUGAGCUUCGACGGCCGCCUGGAGUUUGUCAACUUUUGGUACAUCAUGAUUAUUUUCAAUGAUAUCCUGCUGAUCAUUGGCUCUGCGCUUAAAGAGCAGAUAGAAGGGCGCUACUUGGUUGUGGACCAAUGGGAUACCUGUUCCCUGUUCCUGGGCAUCGGAAACCUGCUUGUGUGGUUUGGAGUGCUGCGGUAUCUGGGAUUCUUCAAGACCUACAAUGUGGUGAUACUCACUUUGAAAAAAGCUGCCCCAAAGAUUCUGCGAUUCCUGAUCGCCGCCCUCUUGAUCUAUGCUGGAUUUGUGUUCUGCGGCUGGCUGAUUCUGGGCCCCUACCACAUGAAGUUCCGCUCGCUGGCCACCACCUCAGAGUGUCUCUUUGCGUUGAUCAAUGGCGACGAUAUGUUUGCCACCUUCGCCACCCUGUCGAGCAAGGCCACCUGGUUGUGGUGGUUCUGUCAGAUUUAUCUGUAUUCCUUUAUAUCGCUCUACAUUUAUGUGGUGCUGUCGCUGUUCAUUGCCGUCAUUAUGGAUGCCUACGAUACGAUUAAGGCGUAUUACAAGGAUGGCUUCCCAACCACCGAUCUCAAGGCAUUUGUUGGUACCCGCACCGCCGAGGACAUCAGCUCAGGCGUCUUCAUGACCGAUCUGGAUGACUUUGACCAGACGAGCUUUGUGGAUAUUGUGAGGAGCAUUUGUUGCUGCGGCUGCUGCAGGCGCGAGCAGGAGCCCGAGGAGGAGCCCAGGCCACUGAGACACGCUGCCGCCAACGAGCUGAAGCUCGUGGAGGUGCCAACGCCAAAGACCGAGGCUGAGGAGCAGCAGCGCAAGGAGUUUAUCGACUCGUUGCCACAAAUCGAACAACACGGGGCAGGGGAGACCGAAACGGAUGCCCAACGACUCUCAGCGGACUGCAAAAGGGAGUAUUAUCAGUCGCUGAAGAAGUAUCUGCUGCAGAGCAGCCAGGACAAGCCGCCAAUACCGCUCCAGACCUAUCGCUGGGAGGACCUUCGAAGAGCCAGAGAGCGGGGUGGUUAUCCGUGGACGCAUCUGUACAAGCGUCCCCUGGGACCCGACGAGCAGCCGGAGAUUGUGCUGCUCCUGCGCAAGUCCCAGGAGCUGCGAUUCAAGUCCGAAUCGCCCAAGUCCCUAAAGAAAGUGCGCUACGACGAGCAGGUGCUGGUCAAGGAGACCGAGCGCUACAUUCAGGACCUCUCCGAGGACGAGGCACUUGCCCACACCUCCGAGGACAGCAGCGAGGAGUCCGACUCGGAGACCGAGUCAGAGCAGGGCACCCACAACGAGGACACCCUCAGCGAGUGCAUCUCCUGUGUGUCCGACUCUGUGCUCGCCGUUGGAGGCCACAACAAGCCGCGCAAGACCAGUCGCCUGGCCCACAUCCGCGACAUAAUCCGUCGCAGGCGCAGCGGACGCACCCACGAGGACGCCCAGUCGCUGCCAGGCACAUCGGCAAAUCCUAGUCGGCAGAACAGCGUCCACGAGCUAGCCCCACCGCCGGGCUCUCUGGUUCCAAAUACACAGAAACCCCCGAAGAGCACACCGGCCAAGCCCAAGCAGAGCUUCGACAUCAUGAAGAAGCUGAAAAGUUUGGCCGAGAGGCAGAAGAAGCGUCUGAACAUCAAGCGCAUCACCCUGAAGAAGGACGAGAAGAUAGUCCUGGGCGAGCAGCAGAAGAUCAUGAAGCUGAAGGCCUCGCCCAAGUCGGACCGCGGCGAGAUUCCUCACUUUAUCGAGAAGCAGGACUCGGAUGACAUCCUCGAGCUGGUCGAGUACGAUGAGUCGCCCUGUCGCAAGCGCAACAAGGAGGAGCUCGAGCAGGAGCAGCGCGAGGAUUUACCCAGCACCAGUGGGGUAGCAGCGAGUGUCCCCCAGCCGGAGGAGAUCAUUGAGUUGCCCGUGGCAAAGACUUUGACCGAUGCCCCCGCCCUGGAGAUCACAGAGCCGCAGGAGGAGAAAGUGGAAGAUGGCACAACCGAAGGCGAUGGAACAGAGUCGCCGCCCAAGAAGACUCCACGUCUCCGUCGCGAGCAUGUCUAUGAGGAGAUUGGACACCAGAAACCCGAGCUGGUGGAUCAGCCCAUCAUUGAGUUGGACGCCCUCAAAAAGUCGCUGACCCGUCAGGAUCAUAUGGCCAUCGAUGACAUUGAGGCCGCCAAGGCGGUGCCCCUGGAUCGCAUGGGCAGCAGUGAAGAGGAGCAGGUGGCCGGUGCCGGCAAGUCCGGAGCCCUCCUGGCUCCAAUCUCGUCCAUAGACUCAACCUCGUCGGACGAGGAGCGUGCCCGCCUGGCGCAGCUGUCGCCCGUGGCCGAGGAGAGUGACGCAGAGCCAGUGGAAGCCGCUGAUCUGCGUCCCGCGCUCAAGAAGGAAGCCUCGCCAGCGCCCUCGGACAAGAAGGUUACCUUCUCGCACGUCGAAGACGAGGCCGAGCCACAUCGCGAGGACAUCGAGCUGCCCGAAGAAGUGCUAGAGGCAGCCACCAAUGCGGCCAGAUGGAGGAACGAGAGUGAUCAUGAAUAUGAGCCCGUGGGCGUGUCGCCGGCACAUGAAGCCUCGCCAGUGCCAGCGCUGGUGCCCGCCCACGCCCACACCGAGCUGCAGGUGCCCAUGGACAUCGAUGCACAUGUGGAUAGCUCGGCAGGAACAACGCCCCGAACCGAAUCUCGCACCGACUACGAAAUACACACCAGCCAGGUGGACUCCAGCGCCCUCGAGGAGCUGCCACUGCAGCCGGAGAACCGCAAGAAGAGCUUCAUGGCCAGCGCCCAGGAUCGCACCAAGAAGAUGCAGGACGGUCUGCGCCAGCAGGCGGGAAAGCUGCGCACCAAGCUACGCAGCAGCCAGCAGGCCAAGCCCAAGCCCAUAUCGGGCAGCCCCAAGGCCAAGGCUAAGGAGCGGAGACGCUUCAAGGCGCCCGAAUUCUCAAAGAUGAAAAUGCCCGAGAUCAAGCGGCCCGACAUGUCCAAGUUCAGGGACAUCAAGCGACCAGAAUUCACGAAAUUCAACAAGCCAGACAUGUCCAAGUUCAAGCUGCCGGAGAAGUUCUCGACCCUCAAGCUGCGACGCAGCAAAAGCUUCAAGGAAAACGAAAGCGAACUCACGUCCGAGGAGCCGCAGGGCACCAGUGGAGAAGCAGCAGGAGGAGGAGCGGAGGCUGCUGCCCAGCCAGCGACCAAAAAGAAAUUCGAGUUCAACUUUGGCACCUAUCCGCGUGCCUUCCGCAAGAAGAAGCCCACAGAGGAGCCGCCACCGCCUCCCGCUUUGGAGUCUUCGCUGGGCACAGAGCGACUCAGUCUCAGCGUGAUUCCCAGCACCGAGACGCAGCCAUCACAGACAUCCACGAGCUCGCCGCAAGGUGAUCGUGGACCUGGUCCGGUGCGUUCCCGCUGGGCGGAUAAGUUCUCGGAUGUGAGCUACAACGACAGUGAGGGAUCGCGGUACAGGCGCUACGGCAGUGAGCUGGAGAGCUUCGAUCGCGAGUCCUCGCUGGAGCGACGCAUGAAGGAGGACCUGGAGGCCGAGGACACGGCAAGCGAGGCCCAGCAGCCACAGACAAUGGGAAUUCUGGGCGUGGUGGCCGACAGCAAGCAGUUUGCAGAGUUCGAUGAGGAGAAUCGGGCCAUCCACGAGAUCUCCAGCAAGCGAACGCGCGAAUUCAAGCGCCGCCCGAUGGUGCAUCAGGACUCUGACUUGCGCUCGGAGGACAGUCGCGAUGCCGAGGGCUGGACGGAGAAGGACAUACAGAAGAACAAGCUGCUGCGCAAGGCAGAGCUGGAGGCGGAGGCUGGCUACCACAAGUACUACGAUAGCCAUUCCACGGCCAGCUCGGGCAAGAAGGUCGUAAUGGAGCCCAUCGACGACGAUGAGUUCUUCCUGCGCAAGCGCGGCAUCUCAGAGGACAACAUCCAGCUGCGGCAGUACAUCAGCGCGGCCAUUCGUGAGGGCUACGACAUGCCCAAUGCCCUGCAGCAUGUGGGCUACUCCGCAGAUCCUGUCCCGGGCGAAUAUGGAGACUUUGAGGCACCGCCAGCCAAGCCGCGUCGCCUGCAUCGCCACUAUCGCCCGGACAUUGACGACUCGCAGGAGUUUCAGCGCAGCGACUACGGCGACGAUCUGUCCAUGUCCCAGAAUGGCAGCGAAUUUACCCCGAAGCGACCUCUGCGCAAGGCUCGCAGCCGCAGCAAGCAGUCCGUGGAUGGCAGCCAGGAGAUACACAUGGGCGAUGGGGCCAGCAGCAGCAUUCAGUACUUUGACGACGAUGAGGAGUAUUUGAGGCCUCCCACGCGGGAGCAGCAGCAAGCGAAGGAUGAAGCGGCAACGGAAAAGGUGGUCCAACCACUCGCCCCGAGGCGCCACAAGAAACGCACACGCGACGAUGCAUCCGUUGAGAAGGAUGCAGACUCGUUCUUUAAUGGCUUUGGUGGUAGAUCAGUAUCGAAUACCUUUUUGCAGCCACACGAAGAUGUAAUUGUUUAUCGCACUGAGCACGAAUAUCGUCACAUACCGCUAGCCACUCCUGACAACUUCACGGAUGGCGCGUCCGUGCGUACACCCCGCUCCGAGGACGAUCGCACCUCACGCGGUGCCGACUCCCUGGUGCUGGACAUGAAGAUAAAGCCCGAGAUGGGAGAGGACAACGAGCAGGGAGCUGCCAGAACCAAGAGCGAUGAGAGGUUCGUCAUCGACAUGCUGGAGAGCGACGGCUAUGCGGUGGUGCGCAAGGAGACCCUGCCCAAGCCCACGCCCCCGGCACGCCGCAAGAAGUUCACCCGAUCGCCCGGCGAGCGAUUUGCAACGUUGCCCAGUAUACGCGGCUCCCGAGGCUCACCUCCGCCGGCACGGCCACCGCCGCCACAGCAGUAUAUACCCACAGAGGACUCGCCGCUGGUGCCGCGCCGCAGAUCGGCGGCCAGCCUGGACGAGAUCCCACAGAUGUUGAUCAAGUCGAACUACGAGAGUCAGCCACAGAGGCAGCCCCAGAAGCAGCAAGAGGAGGAGGACGACUACGAGGAGCCCGGAGCCCUUGAGCGACCCGAAUCACCACGCUCCAAUCUGCAGUCCGGCGAGGUCAUCAACAAAAUGAAGUUCCGACCACUGCCGGCACCACCGCGUCCACCGCGCGAGAAGCGCUCAACGCGUGCCGGCAGCAAUGCACUCGACAGCUACGAGGACAGCGAACAGGUGGCCAGCUCCAGCCAGGCGGACAGCUACGACCAGCAGGGUGAGUUCGAGGUGGAAGUGUCCACCCAGACGGACCCACUGCCCGACGACUUUGUGUGCGAGGAGUUCGAAAUCACCGAAGACAUGAAGAUCAUUGAGCCGCGGCGAGCCAACGGAUCGGCAGCCAAGACCCUUGAGGAUCUGCUGCGCAGCGUCGAGACGCAGCAGGAUGAGGUAGACGGCGUCCGAGUGCUAACAGAGGACGAGCAGCUGGCCAAGGGUCUGCAACGUUUUAGGGAUGCCAACCAGCGGAGCAUGUCGGAGCGCUCUCGGGCCUCCUCUCAGGCGGACCGUUCCAAGUCGCUGAGUCGCCCGCAGACGCCAUCCUCGGCGGUGGUCAUCGAGCGACGCGUCCCCACGCCCAGUCUGGUGGCUGGCGAGGAGCAGGAUGCCACUGUGCUGGCCUCGCUGAUAGUGCGACCCAUCAGUGCCGCCGAUCUGGCGGAUGAUGAGCUGCGGCGCGAGGAGGAGGAGCUGCGCCGGGAGGGUCUGCUCUCGGACAGCUCGGUGCAGAGCAAGUCCGAUGUGGAGGAAGAGGAGCACGGAGAGGUGGCCUUGAGCGACUAUGCUGCCAGCUCAGCGGAUCUGGAUGCGGCUGUCGAGCAGCUGCAGCAGGUCCAGCUGGAAAGCGACUACGAGAGCCGGCUGGAGGACGACGAGGUGGAGCGCACGCUCAGGGACAGUGAGUACUCGGAUCAGUAUGACGAGGAGGUAGAGGAGGAUGAAGAGACACGGCUGGAGAGGGAGCUCACAGAGCAGGAGCUGGACGAGGCGCUCGAGAAGGAACUGCAGGAGGCCAUGGAAAAGGAACUCUCUGACUACAGGCAAAAGGAGAAGGACACGCUGUCAGAGGAGGAGGAGGAGCACGCUCCCUCCGAGAUCGAGUAUCGCCACUCCGAAGACGAGGAGAAGCUACAAUCUGGGUCAGACACUAGGGAGGCCGUGGAGAAACCCAUUCGUAAAGUUACCGCCAGCGAACCCACCGAGGCCGAAGUUACGCCCAAAUUUGUGGCCACUCUGCCCACAGAACCCGCCUACGGCCACGACGAGCUGGAUGAGGAAGACGUGCCCCUGCCACCACCACGUCGCAAGUCCACCACAACCCUCGAGCCCACCGCAGCAGCCACAACUCUGACCAUUGCCGAGCAAUCCGCCCGAGAGCUAACACCAGUGCAGUCCCUGCAAUCCCCGCCUGAGCCACAGCUGCCCACUCGCUUGGCCGAGCUCGAGGUGGAGCGACUGCGUGUCCAUGCCCUGCAAGCAGGCCAGAUCCAAGUCUCGCAGCUGCACGGCAGCCACAUCACAGCCGACGAUCUGGAGUGCAAGUCCGGCCAAUUGGUUGUCCAGAACAUUGAACUCCCGCCCGGAUUCAUCGACAACAUUGUAGAGCGCGUGCGAGAGCAGCGGCCCUCGCUGCUAACCACCGAAACACAGACCAGCCGCCAGGCCAGCAGUGAGCCAGCCACAUCGGAUGUGGAGCAGCCCGUCAAACCGCCGCGCCACAGCAAGGCCACCGAGCAGUCGCCUCCGAACUUGGACGAACAGACCCAGACAGAAGUGGGACUAAUGCCGCUGCCACCGCCACCAGCUGCGUAUCCCAGUGUCGAGUAUUUGCAGUCGCUGGCACCCUUGGCCUUCUACAAUCUGCAACGCAGCGCUGAGGCCGAACAGGCCGAGGCUGCUGGCUCCACAGAGCGCAAGGCACCACACAAGUGCAGGCGUCGCCAUGUCCAGGAACAGGCCGAACCCGAGUCGGGCUCUGACCUGGAGGAACAGCUGGUGGAGAGACCACGUUCGCGUUCAUCGCGUCGUUCGCGCACAAGGAGCGCCACUCAGCCGCUGGAGGAGUACGACGAGGAUCAGCCACGCACUGUGGUGCAGGCGGGACGGCAGUUCAUAUCCGCCUGUAGCCUGGAGCUGGUGAACAUCAUAAACCAGCUGACGCACUACGUGCGUGGGGAGGCCAUGGAGCCACAGCAGGUGCAACAGUCGCGGCACAUAUCCGCCCUCAUGGUGCUCUUCAUUCUGAUCACGUUCGGAGUGCUGGUCUUUCUGCUGACCGGGCGACAGGUGCACACACAUCACUGGGACUACUUUAAUCCGCCCGGGAACGAGGGCAGACAGACGUGAGGGCAGUGGAGAUUGAUCCCAUCAAACGUGGGCUUGUCACGAACUAUCCUUGGGGGAAAGUGGGGCGGGUUUUUGUUGCAUUUUGCAUUUUGGAGCAGAGAAUUUUUUGCUAAAUGGGUGAAAAACCAACGAAUUUAAACGCGGCCAUGAGCCCGCUCGAAACUAGAAGGCCUUAAUGAUAUACAUACUAACAACAACAACAAAAGAAAGAGAGAGAACUAGCAACUACUUUAGGAGAGAGGUGCGACAAUGGGGAGGGAGGCCCUCGUGCUACUACUAGUCACAGAAUCAGAAUCGAAUCCAAACCCGGAAUCCCAGUUCAACAGACACUGCAUAAACCAAACAACCAUGUAUCUUGUACUAACUAUAAAGAACUACUACUAUCUUAUGAAGGGAAACUAUAAUUUUUCAUCAUUCUCUACCAGUGCGGCCGAAGAACAACAAGAACAUAAACAGAAACCGAAGAACAAACCCAACAGAAGCAACGAUUAUGUAUUAGUUAUGUACUUAACACAUGCUAUGUAUGUACAUAGACAUUUUUAGGUGGCUGCCCUUAACUAUGUAUUGGUAGGGAGCCCAAG